This is a messenger RNA of Elaeis guineensis (African oil palm), 2009 nucleotides long. Its product is annotated as COP9 signalosome complex subunit 5. Lineage: Eukaryota; Viridiplantae; Streptophyta; Magnoliopsida; Arecales; Arecaceae. The record is from RefSeq and is a predicted model, not a curated record. Gene Ontology annotation, molecular function: metallopeptidase activity; protein binding.
UAAGUGGGAUUGUCCGAGACAUUAUCAGACGCCUUUUCCCUUCGAAGUUCCUUCCGAGCCCCUGACCUCCCAUCAAAUUUACUCGCUCUGCCCCUAGGGUAAGAGAAAAGCACAAAAACACACACACACAGAGGAAAUCCUAGUAGGGCUCGCCGGAGCGACCGCCAUGGAUUCGAUGUCGGCGUCGAUGGCGCGGCAGACGUGGGAGCUGGAGAACAACAUCGUGGCGAUGGAGGCGGGGACGGCGGAGGCGGACGCGAUCUACUACUACGACGAGGCGGCGCAGGCGAAGUUCCAGCAGGAGAAGCCGUGGGCGCACGACCCCAACUUUUUUCGGCGGGUGAAGAUCUCCGCCCUGGCCCUCCUUAAGAUGGUGGUCCACGCCCGCUCCGGUGGCACCAUCGAGGUCAUGGGCCUCAUGCAGGGCAAGACCGACGGCGACACCAUCGUCGUCAUGGACGCCUUCGCCCUACCUGUAGAGGGCACGGAGACCCGCGUUAACGCCCAGGCCGACGCCUAUGAGUACAUGGUCGACUACUCCCAGACCAACAAGCAGGCUGGAAGAUUGGAGAAUGUCGUUGGGUGGUACCACUCACACCCUGGAUAUGGAUGUUGGCUGUCGGGUAUCGAUGUAUCUACCCAGAUGCUUAAUCAGCAGUUUCAAGAGCCAUUCUUGGCUGUUGUGAUCGAUCCCACCAGGACUGUUUCAGCUGGGAAGGUGGAGAUUGGUGCAUUCAGGACAUAUCCACAGGGGUACAAACCACCUGAUGAACCUGUAUCAGAAUACCAGACCAUUCCACUUAACAAGAUUGAAGAUUUUGGGGUUCACUGCAAACAGUAUUAUGCUUUGGAUAUAACUUAUUUCAAGUCGUCUUUGGACUGCCACCUCUUGGAUCUUCUGUGGAAUAAAUACUGGGUGAACACGCUAUCUUCAUCCCCACUCUUAGGCAACCGUGAAUAUGUUGCAGGGCAAAUUUCUGAUUUGGCGGAAAAACUGGAGCAUGCUGAAAAUCAAUUGGCUCAUACACGUUUGGGUUCUUUCCUUUUGCCCUCGCAACGAAAAAAAGAGCAUGAAGAAUCUCAGCUGGCAAAGACAACCCGUGAUAGCUCGAAAAUUACUGUUGAGCAAGUGCAUGGUCUUAUGUCACAGGUUAUUAAGGACAUCCUCUUCAAUUCUGUGCGUCAUUCUAGCAGUGCACGCGGCAGCCUUUCAGACUCCUCUGGCCCUGAACCUAUGAUUGAAGCAUGAAGAUGCCACAGGAGUUUUUCAGUUUUUGACGCAUUGAUGCCUUAUCCUUCUAAAAGAUGUCAUUUUAGGCCAAACCCUUGAUUUGUUGAUGACUUGCCCACCGGUUGCCUGAUAGCUGGUUCCUUUUGGUUUAAUCUCUCGGUCUGAAAUACCGCAACAGUUUCCCUGUGUGAAGAAGCAUUUGGAUCUGGAAUUAUCAGCCAAUUUUAAAAUUCGAUUGCUGAGUGUUAUGAUAAAUAAUUUGUGGAGAUGAAAAGACCAGGCUGAUGACUGCCAUAGGCCAUAAGAAAUGCCUUCGCCUUGCUCUGAUUUUUGAGGAGAGCUUUCAUUUGUAAUGUUGAGAUAUAUGUGGAAGAUAAUACCCUGUCACAGGCUACGCUGGUUGGGUGUGAAAUCUGUUAUGACCGCUCUGUAGAGAGACAUGAUCCCCUCUGAUGAAGGAUUGAAGCUGUGAAGUGUAAAGGGAUGAAUUGUCCGUAAGAUCAUAUUUGCUUUUUAGGCAUGAUCCAUGCUUUCGUCUGAUCAGGCCAAGGCAGAAUACUGGAUGUAUGGACCUGUAUGGUCAUGCUGUGAGUCCUGUUGUCUGCCAACACAUUUGGGAGCUGGUUCAAUGUUGUACUUUUAGUUGAGAUGCUGUUGGAGCACCCAACAUAGAGUUAAGACCAUUCUGUUCAGCUACUGUGCCUCAGGUUGGGCUGACUCCGGGUCUCAAGUUAUAAACCAGUAACAGAUGUGCAAUAGAUAAUUCACAUUUCAAAUA